AUGGAAGGCGAGUAUCGCGUGGUCAUCCGUUUUGCUAGUAAGGAGGUUCCUGGCUCACCCUUUUACGUGAAUAUCAAGGGAGCAGCUGGAGACCCUGUUAAAGUCACUCUUUCUGGCCCUGGCGCUGACCCUGCUGGCAACAAUUGUGUAGGAAAACGAAGUUUCUUCAACGUGCAUGCCACGAGUGAGUUAUUUUGUACUGCUACUACUACGAUAUACUAUUAG
Protopolystoma xenopodis is the source of this 225-nucleotide messenger RNA. Lineage: Eukaryota; Metazoa; Platyhelminthes; Monogenea; Polystomatidea; Polystomatidae. The record is from the annotation of a GenBank genome assembly.